GUGACGCAGGCCGCACGUUUCCAGCCCGAGAAGCCGUCGCGUUUCUGAGGAGACGCCCGGACCCGCAGGUACCACCGCGCUAGGAGCCUCGGGAUCGGCCGCUUCCAUCACCGGCAUCACCAUGGGGGCUGUGCUGGGCGUCUUCUCCCUCGCCAGCUGGGUUCCAUGCCUUUGCGGUGGUGCAUCAUGUUUGCUGUGCAGUUGCUGUCCCAACAGCAAGAAUUCCACUGUGACUCGCCUCAUCUAUGCUUUCAUUCUCUUCCUGGGCACUAUUGUAUGUUGUAUCAUGUUUCAUGAAGGGAUGGAAACUCAGCUGAAGAAGAUUCCUGGUUUCUGUGAUGAAGGACUUAAAACCGAAACCAGGAUGGCUGAUAUAAUGAUGGAUAAAGGUUGUGAUGUGCUGGUUCGUUAUAAAGCCAUAUAUCGAAUCAACUUUGCCUUGGCCAUCUUUUUCUUUGCCUUCUGUCUGCUCAUGUUUAAAGUGAAAACCAGUAAAGAUCCCAGAGCAGCGAUACACAACGGGUUUUGGUUCUUCAAAAUCGCUGCCAUUGUUGGUAUCAUGGUUGGCUCUUUCUAUAUCCCUGGGGGCCACUUCACCACAGCCUGGUUUGUUAUUGGCAUGGUGGGAGCUGCCUUCUUCAUCCUCAUCCAGCUCGUGCUGUUGGUAGACUCUGCUCACUCUUGGAAUGAAUCAUGGGUAAAUCGAAUGGAAGAAGGGAACCCAAGGUGCUGGUAUGCUGCUUUACUCUCUGUCACAAGCAUGUUUUAUAUCCUGUCAAUCAUCUCUGUUGUAUUGCUCUACACAUAUUACACCAAACCAGAUGGCUGCACAGAAAACAAGUUCUUCAUCAGUUUUAAUCUGAUCCUUUGCAUUGUGGUUUCUAUUAUGUCAAUCCAUCCAAAAAUUCAGGAACACCAGCCUCAUUCUGGCCUCCUGCAGUCCUCUCUCAUCACGCUCUACACCAUGUACCUUACAUGGUCUGCCAUGUCCAAUGAACCUGAUCGUUCCUGCAACCCUGGCCUGCUCAGCGUCAUUAUGCAAAUGACAUCACCAACCUUGGCUCCUGCAAAUGCAACUGCUCCAGUCCCUACUCCUGCUCCUCCAUCACAGAGUGGGCCUUCUCUGAAUAAAGAGAAUUUUAUUGGGCUGGUAGUCUUUGUUCUCUCACUUUUGUAUUCCAGCAUCCGCAAUGCCAGCAAUAGCCAAGUAAGUAAGCUCACCCUGUCAGGAAGUGACAGCGUGAUCCUCCGUGAUACGACUGCCAGUGGCGCCAGCGAUGAGGAAGAUGGACAGCCUCGGCGGGCUAUGGACAACGAGCGAGAAGGGGUGCAGUACAGCUACUCCAUGUUCCACCUCAUGCUCUGCUCGGCUUCCUUGUACAUCAUGAUGACCCUGACCAACUGGUACAGCCCUGAUGCAAACUUCCAGACCAUGACCAGCAAGUGGCCAGCUGUGUGGGUCAAGAUCAGUUCCAGCUGGAUCUGCCUCCUCCUCUACGUCUGGACCCUUGUGGCUCCUCUCGUCCUCACCAAUCGAGACUUCAGCUGAAGCUCUGAGUGCCAGGGACACCACUGAAAUUCAUAAAGGUCUCCUUUGCUGAAAGCUCACAUUCCUUUUACUUUUGCUUCAACUAAUAUAUUAAGCAAACGCUCUGCAAAUAAGACUACAUCCAGGUUUAUAUCAGAGGGCAAGGCUGAAUAAUGCUUGAUGCAGAAUCAGAACUUUUCGUUUAUACCUAUAUUAUGUUUAUUUGUAAGGAUAUAGAGCAAAAGGAACGUUUGCAUUUUAAAGUGAAUUACAGCUGUGCUGUGAAGAGAGUUCUUUAUUAAGACUUGUAGGUUCCUACAACUUUGAUUUAAAAUGUAAGACAGAAAAAUGUUGAAUAUUUGAGGCCGUCAUUAAUAUAUUUCUAUUGCAAAAUCUUUAAAAAAGCAAAGUAAUUAUGAUAAUGCAUUUGUAUGAUAGUUUUCCUCUGUGAAAGUCUUAUGUGAAACAAGCCCUCUGUUUCGUGCUUAAAUCCAUAGGGCUUGGGGAAAGGAGUCUGUGUGUGGGUCUUGCCCCAGAAGAGGGGUUGCUGGUAUGGCUACUGCUUCUCUAGCUUGAGUUUUUUCACUUACUUUUUUUAUACUACAGCAUUGAUGCUGCUUGAUUUAAGCCUGUGGCUUUGCCAGAAGUGUUAAUUUCAAGAACUGCUUUGUAGGUUUGGUUAAACUGAAGAUUCACUUGGGAAAACAGUACAACUUUAGUCUGUGUAAUUAUCUUGUUAUGAGUAUGUAAAAGUAUAAUGCAUGUGAAUUUAUUUUGCACUAUAAAGGUAUUUGAUUAAAAUAGAAAGACAAGCUUUUAA
Messenger RNA from Hippopotamus amphibius kiboko, 2348 nucleotides. It is a transcript of the gene SERINC3, whose product is annotated as serine incorporator 3. The record is from RefSeq and is a predicted model, not a curated record. The coding region runs from base 122 to 1549 and encodes 475 amino acids. Gene Ontology annotation, cellular component: membrane. Lineage: Eukaryota; Metazoa; Chordata; Mammalia; Artiodactyla; Hippopotamidae. The transcript is spliced from 10 exons.